UGUAACAAUACCAACUUAACCUUAACUGGUCAAUUUCAAACGGGGAAUUCACGCAUCACAAUAUUUUAUGAAUUAAAUAAUCAAAUUGAAUAAUUGAAGAUGAUUCAUGGCAUGGAUCUGGAUAAACAGAGCUUCCAAUCACCACAAGAUAUGGGCUUUAAUAAGCUACCAUUUCCUACGGUGCUGUAUUUGCAUUUGCUACCAGAAGCUCACAAUUUUAAAGUUGAACCGGAAUCCAUUAUGACAGAGAUUUCACUUGGAAAGCUUCCUGGCAGCAAUAAUGCAUUAGAUACCGAAACAUAGCACCGAGUCAGUCUACAUCUUCCUCAAGAUGAAUUGCAUUGAGUUAGCACGUAUCAGGAAGUUUUUCAACGUACCUUUGAAGAAAAAAAGUACAAUGUCCAAAAAAACCGUUACAAAAUUGGUCGAGAUACCGACUUGGCUAGAAUUCUGGAGAAAAAAUAGAUCUAACAUGAAGGUGUACGACAUGGCAAAAGUGGAGAAGGUCAGUGAGAAACUAGCCAGUAGAGUUUCUAUGUGGACCGGGGACAUCACACAGCUUGAUAUUGACGCUAUUGUAAAUGCUGCAAAUCGUUCCCUAUGUGGAGGAGGUGGAGUUGACGGGGCGAUUCACAGAGCAGCUGGGCCAGAAUUAACCAAAAAAACUAUCACUCUGGCACCCUGUGGUGUCGGAGAAGCCAAAAUUACUGGUGGCUAUUUACUUCCAGCCAAAUACGUUAUUCACACUGUCGGUCCACAGGGUGAGAAACCAGGCAAACUGAAGGAAUGUUAUGAGAACAGCCUCAAGUUGGCGCAGAAUAAUAAUCUAAGAAGUAUAGCAUUUCCUUGCAUAUCAACGGGUGUCUACCAUUAUCCUGCUAGAGAAGCUGCGGAGGUCGCCCUCAAUACAGUAAAGAAAUUUUUAGAAGAGAAUGGAGAUACAAUCGAUCGCGUUAUUUUCUGCCUAUUUACGUCAUCCGACCAGGAAAUUUACCAGGAAUUGUUACAAAAAUUUUUUGCCAUUGAUUAAGACGAUUAUUAUUCAGAGGUGGUUCAUCAAAGCGAGUUCUUUGCGAGGAUAUAGCUUAGCAUACGUGUUGGAAGAGAUGGUCUUUUUCUCAAAGCUGAAUAAAUGAACAUUUUUAUACUCUU
Messenger RNA from Athalia rosae (coleseed sawfly), 1152 nucleotides. RefSeq names its product macro domain-containing protein CT2219-like. The record is from RefSeq and is a predicted model, not a curated record. Lineage: Eukaryota; Metazoa; Arthropoda; Insecta; Hymenoptera; Athaliidae. Gene Ontology annotation, cellular component: nucleoplasm. The coding region runs from base 332 to 1030 and encodes 232 amino acids. Gene Ontology annotation, molecular function: ADP-ribosylglutamate-[protein] hydrolase activity. The transcript has 5 exons. Gene Ontology annotation, biological process: peptidyl-glutamate ADP-deribosylation; DNA damage response; purine nucleoside metabolic process.